GAGAACCUGUAGCAAGUGUAGCAAAAAAACAAAAAUCUGCUUUGCUAAAUCAAAAAAUCUGCGUUAAUUAAUUUUUUUAAUGAGUGCAAUGGAGCUCUAUCAAGCGUUAAAAGCAAACAACCAUUCUUUAAUUGAUCAGAUUAAGUUAAGUAACACUGCCAAAUUAAACAAGCGCUCCCAGAAAAACUCUGAUGGUGGAGCCGAUGGUUUUAUGGAUGUUGCAGCAAGUAAUAGUUUGGCUAGAUUGUAUGCUGAUAAACUUAUAAACGAAGAAACAUGUUCAAUGGUGCCUGUCAGAACUCCUCAAGAUGGCAAUUGUUUAUUUUCUGCUGUCUCCAUUGCUUUAAUCGGAAACAAUAUGCUAGCAACAACUCUUAGGAAGCUUUGUGAAAAAUCGAGUUAUACAAGAAUGCAAAUUUUUUUGCUGUGCAUCCUGUUUUUCGUCUGGGGCAUUUAAGUGGUGUUUUUCGAUCAGAAAGAUCCGCUUUCUUGUUAGGAAUAUCCAAUAUUGCAUGUACUGCAUUUGAAGCUAAAAAGUCUAAAGUUGAUGCUAUUUUGACUGAAGCAUUAAAUAUUUCUCAAUCUGGUGUUUGGUCAUCUUUAGUUUGUGUGAUGUCAAUCUCAAAUGUUUUAAAAGUAUAUUCUCAUUUGUAUAAAAUUAACAUUUAAACUGAUUUGAAUUUUAUUGUUUUAUUUAU
Messenger RNA from Hydra vulgaris (swiftwater hydra), 698 nucleotides. Its product is annotated as 52 kDa repressor of the inhibitor of the protein kinase-like. Gene Ontology annotation, molecular function: protein dimerization activity. NCBI's taxonomy places the organism in Eukaryota, Metazoa, Cnidaria, Hydrozoa, Anthoathecata, Hydridae. The record is from RefSeq and is a predicted model, not a curated record.